CUUCCUUCUGCAGUUGAGUCGUCGCUGCUAGAGUCGUAGACUAGGCUAGUAAUAGAACUGAGAGGUGAGCAGAGAGUAUCUGAGGCAUCCCCAAUAGGAAGCCACCGUUUGACGCCGGGGUUGAACAUGGCAGGAACUUUUGGCCUAAAACAGCCCCCACUUUAUGUGUCAAUCCAGAAGAUUCUAAAUAAGUACCCUGACGGACAAAUAUUCAAGGAGAUAAUCCAGAAUGCUGAUGAUGCAGGCGCCACUGCCGUCCAUUUCUAUCUGGACAGCAGGAAGCAUGGAACUGACUAUCUGGUUGAACCUAAACUAGCCACGUUCCAAGGCCCAGCUCUAUUGGCCUAUAAUGAUGCAGUGUUCACUGAUGAUGACUGGCAGAGCAUCCAGCGCAUGCAGCAGAGUUCCAAAGUCAAAGACCCAUUUAAAGUGGGAAAAUUCGGCAUCGGAUUCAACUCUGUCUACCACAUUACAGAUCUGCCAACAAUAAUGAGUGGGAGUAAGUUGGCCUACUUGGAGCCACAUGAAGAGAUUUGGAAGAAGGAGACAGUGUCAGUCCGGGAGAAGCGCGUGUCAUCUCAAGUCUACACUAUUGACAAACUGCGAGAAAUACUAACAGCUCUGCGUGAGGAGGCAAGAGAUAUAUUGCUCUUCCUGCGCUCAGUCACGGUUGUCGAAGUACAUGAGAUAUCAGACGGAGGAGACUGUACUGAGCUACUUAGAGUCAGUAGUGUUUUUGAAGGCAGCCAACUUCAGUUAAGGUCAGAAUUCCACCAACAGCUUAGAGCAGCUUUUGAAAGGUUUUCAUACGAUAUUGUUCACCCGAUUGAGCGCACUGUCCAAUUCAAAGUGAAUGUUGAGGAUUUCAUUGACCCAGUAAACAGCUCAGAGAGUGAGUGGCUGGUGGCCUCUAGAGUUGGGUCACCUAGCAGUGAGGUUCAUCGUAUAGCCAAAGCUCUAAUGGCCCUUCCCUGGGUAGGAGUAGCACUCGAGAGUACAGAGAGCACCGCCAUUGGUGGCAGGGUGUUCUGUGUUCUCCCCAUGCCUAGUGAGGUUUCUUGCCACCUCCCAGUACAUGUAAAUGCCACGUUCAGUCUUAAUGAUGAACGUAGGGAGCUAAAAUGGGCAGGUGUUGAGAGGAAAAAUGACCCAUCCGCAGAUUGGAAUGGUCUGAUUAUAGAGCACCUUCUACCCCCAUGUUAUGCUGGAUUGCUACUGGGUCACGUAAAAGAGCUUUUCACAGUAGAGGACGAUAGCUCAGACUGGCCUAUACUAGUGGAGAGUGAGGGAGUAGUAUACACUGACAAUGACUUUCUUAGGCGGUAUAUUGGAGUCCCUGAAGCAGAGUCCUACAAGUUGGUUAACAAGAGAAUUCCACCGCAAAUGGCUCGACUUCUACGCCUAAAGCCUCUCAGUGAGUUUCUGGACAUUGCUGAGGACGCCUUUGAGGAUAUUGGACAACAUGAGCCACUUACAGUGAGGCUGAAGAACAUUCUCAAAGACUAUAAGGAUGGUCUCACUAUUAUCAAAGAGUUACUCCAGAAUGCCGAUGAUGCAGGUGCCACUGAAGUGAACAUAUGCUACGAUGCCAGGAAUCACAGAGUAAAUCCAGGGAGCUUGCUCUUUCCAGGUAUGGCCAGUUGCCAUGGUCCAGCUCUUGUUGUCCACAACAAUGCAAUGUUUACACAGGAAGACUUCAAGAACAUUACUAAGCUAGCUGGGGCUACUAAGGAAGGCAAAGCCCUGAAAAUUGGGAAGUUUGGAGUUGGCUUUUGUUCUGUUUAUCACAUGACUGAUGUUCCGUCAUUUAUCAGUAAUAAUUUCCUGUACAUCUUUGAUCCCACUCUUGCUUGCCUCAAGGAUGACAUUAAAAACCCAGCCCAACCAGGAAAGAAAGUCACUCAUAGCACUAGCAUCGUCAUCAACUCCCAGCAGCUAGCCCCCUAUCAGGGUCUGUUUGGUUUCCAAAAAGGCUGCCAGUAUGAAGGAACUAUGUUUCGUUUUCCAUUCCGCACCACUCCCAGUGACUUGAGCAGCAACAUGUACAACUCACACACAGUGAAGCAAAUAUUUGAAGGUAUCCAGAAUAAGAGCUCAGAGCUACUUUUAUUCUUACAGUCAGUCAAGUGUAUCAAAGUACAUGAGAUCAAUGACGUGAAGACAGGUCUCCCUGUUCACAUCAGCAGCAACUUUGCAGUCACUAACAACAGAACUGGACUGUGGACAUCAGACGAUCGCUCUACAAAUAUUAUUCGAGAAGUGCAGUGGAAUGAAUCACUGAUGAAAACAGUCAUUCCAAAGGCUUAUUUCGGAAUGCUAGCAAGUCUGAAGCAAAUGAGCCUCUCUUCACAGGUAAAAGAGUACUUGUUCUACAAACUAUGGCCACUGGGGGAAAACCUCACUAUUCACAAUCCUUGGAAGCUCAUGAUUGAUGCUCUCUACCAAAAUAUACAGCAGAGUGAUUUGUUUUUCUCAACUUGUGCUAAUGAAUGGUUGGCCCUGUCCAAAGGUCGAUUCCUCUCCCCUGAUGGUAAUAGGCUGAGAAAAUGUUGUGAGGUUGUCAAUCCCAAGGCACAGUUUGCUGGUCUGUUUGAUGAAGAGGAAGGACUCUUUCCAAUCAAAGAGUUCCAUGAAAAACCACUGGUAUCUAAAGCCAUGGAAAUUCUUGGUAUUGUGUCUUCCCACAUCUCCAUGGAACUGCUGAAAGAAAGAGCACGAACCGUAGCAUUCACAAAUGAAUGUGAGCCAAAGGAUGGUGGAUGUGGUAGAGUGAGCUAUGCUGCUAGGAAUAUCCUAAGAAUCCGUGACAUGCCAACUCCAAGAGAAGUAGUUGAACAUUUUGUGAAUGUAAUCAGUGUUUACUCCUCGCAAUCAACUCACAAUGAGAGCAUGGUAAAAGUAAUGGACAACACAGUGAGACUCAUAUACAGUUUUCUUGAGAAUGCAUUGUCACAACAGAAGUCGACAGAGAUGAAGAAGAAAGGUAAAGAUCACAGCUGCAAAGUUGAUAUUUCACAACUUCUUACACUCCCGUGUAUCUGGACUGGCAGACGGUUUGUUAGAUGUGAACGAGUAGCUAUGGAAUGGAAGUCUGACACUGGACCCUGUCUGUACAAAGUUCCAGAUAGGCACAAUGUUCAGUUGUGGAAAGAACUUCAAAUUAAGCCCAAAUUUUCUAUUAUUGAUUUCAUCCGGGCCCUGCAAGAAAUAAGUGAAGAGCAUUGCUCUGAAAUGGUAUCUGACGCCCAUAAAAAGGUGUUACUUGAUAUCGUUUCUGAAUUAGUUGAUUUAGACAUUCCAAAGGAGCAUCCAAUAAUCAUGUUACCUGACAAAAAUUUCGUCAUGCAUGAUGCUUCCUCGCUUGCUUUCAACGAUGCACAGUGGCUUCCACCAGACAAGGAAAUUGAUUAUGUCAACCACAAACUAGUGACUCGUGACCUAGCUCAGAAACUAGGUGUGAGAAUGGUACGUAGUAAAGUAGUUGACACACACAGAAGCAGUAAACCUUUUGAAAGUCAAAAGUUUGGCCAGCGUGAGAAACUGACAACUAGAAUCCAAGGCAUACUAAAGGAUUACCCAUUUGAUGUGACCAUACUCAAGGAGCUGCUUCAGAAUGCAGAUGAUGCCAAGGCAUCAAAGAUGAUUUACAGGGUCCCUGCCCUGUUGGUGUGGAAUGAUAGUGUAUUCUCUGAAACAGAUAUUGAAGGCAUUCAAAAGCUGGGCAUAGGAACCAAACCAUCAGACGCCGACACAAUUGGUCAGUAUGGAAUAGGUUUCAACUCUGUCUAUCACCUCACAGACUGCCCCAGUUUUAUAAGUGCAGGUAAUCUGUGCGUAUUUGACCCACACUGCAAAUUUUCACCAGGCUCCUCAAUAAAGCAUCCUGGAGGUAGAUUCAAAGUCUCAAAAGGCUUUUGGUCAGACUUUCCAGACAUGAUACCAGCAUACCUGCAGUGUAAUGUGGAGGGUGGCUCUGAGUGCAGAGAGAUUCUUGGUGGCUCCCUCUUUCGAUUCCCACUUCGGCACACUCGAGAGCUAGUUGAUGCCUCUGAAAUAGUGUGUGAAAAUGAGGAAUCAAAGAAGGUGUUCGAAGGUGUUUUAACUGCCAGCAGAAUGCAGGAGUAUCUGCAUAAGUGGGCUCCCCAGAUGAAGCAAUCCAUGUACUUUCUUAACCACGUGACUGAGCUCAAAUUCUUUGUUAUAUCUCAGUACGGUGGCAAUCAUCUCAGAUUGGAGCAUCACUAUCGAGUAGGUAUAGAUGAUUUAGCAGCCGCAUAUAGAAAGGAAAUUCACCAAAAGUUGAAAAGCUUCAAUGUGGCACAAGGAGCAGAGCCGUUUGUCACAAAAUACCAACUAACCCUUACUGAAAUGGGAAGUGGGAAGGAAAUGAAGGAGAAGUGGUUAAUUCAGCAAGGGGUGGGGGACAUACACAACAAACAGCAAGAAUGGAAAUAUAUUGCCCGGGUGAAGCCAAGACAUGGAAUUGCAGUCCCCUUGGAGCCUGCAACCGAUCCUUACACGUUUCGUGGGAGAGUGUUUUGUUUCCUACCACUUCCACUCGAUUGCAACCUACCUGUCCACAUACAUGGCCACUUCAUACUCCACUCCAAUCGACGAGGACUGUGGACUGCCAGUGAGGGAGGUGACACGGACAGCAAACAUCAAUGGAACACAGCUCUUCUAAAAGCCAUUGCUAGCUCAUAUGCACAACUUUUGCUUACAAUAAAGGCCGACUACAAGAUUGAGGGUGGAGUGGUUAAUUCAAAGGAUGUCAGAAAAUACUACCUGACUUUCCCAAGUUGGACAGCACCACGAGUGAAAUCCAAAUCUGAUGCAGAAAGUCCUGAAGUUGGAGCUACUCAACGAGCUGCAGGAAUUUCCGUUGUACAGCGUCAAGCAAGCACUGGGCCACAGGAGCAUGCUACACCUCAAGGUUGUACUUCAUUAAAGACAGCUUCAUUUGCUAAGUCUGAACAGAUCACCAAUACCAACUCCUACUAA
Geodia barretti is the source of this 5001-nucleotide messenger RNA. Lineage: Eukaryota; Metazoa; Porifera; Demospongiae; Tetractinellida; Geodiidae. The record is from the annotation of a GenBank genome assembly.